AUGCCACAAGACACAUGGUUGGACUCAAAGUUUGAACCGUACGGCUCAGAUAAUUCGGGUGUGGCUAUGUCUUUCGGCACUGAGUUCUUGAAGCACAGUCUCUACCAGCUUUCUCCUAUCGAGGAUAUUGAGCUUGGAUUGCGGCUAAAGAGACCCGGAUCAUUGUUUGUGAACGACUUAUCGAAGAGGAAUAACUUUUCGGAGGAAGGGUAUGGAUCUGUUCGUCGAGCUUACAUUGUGUGUAAAGAAGACAAAACAAUUCCAGAAGAACAUCAACAACGGAUGGUCGAUAACUAUCCAGCAAAUUUAGUGAUAGAGAUGGAAGAGACUGAUCAUAUGCCAAUGUUCAGCAGGCCUCAACUACUAAGUAACCAUCUCUUGGAAAUUGCAGAUAAAUUCGCUUAA
Arabis nemorensis is the source of this 405-nucleotide messenger RNA. The record is from the annotation of a GenBank genome assembly. Lineage: Eukaryota; Viridiplantae; Streptophyta; Magnoliopsida; Brassicales; Brassicaceae.